AAAUUAAUUUUAAUAUGUAGCAGAUUAGUAAAGAAAAAGAGUAGUAGUAUCAAUAGUAUAUGGAAUUAGAAAAAGAAGUUAUGAGUACUUUAGCCAAAGUUAGACAAUAUGAAGCCUCAAUGACAUAACUCAAACGAAAUAUUUAGAAAUGCCAAAUUACAUUAAAAGAACUUGGAAGUAUUGAUGAAUAAAAAACUUAUUAACCAGUUGGUAAAUGGUAAAAAUUAAAUUCAUUUUAUUAAUAGCUUCAUUCUCAAAUCAAAAAAAGAUAUUACAAAUGAAGUUAUUGAAAUCAUUAAAUCUCAUGAAAAAGAUAUCGAUGAAUAUGAAAAAGUUAGACAACAUUUAAUUACCAAAGGAAAAGAAAAAGAAACAUAAUUGUAAGAAGCAAUGAAAGCAUUAAAAAUUUGA
Molecule: messenger RNA, 411 nt
Organism: Paramecium sonneborni
Lineage: Eukaryota; Ciliophora; Oligohymenophorea; Peniculida; Parameciidae
Source: the annotation of a GenBank genome assembly